Messenger RNA from Hibiscus syriacus, 13360 nucleotides. RefSeq lists its product as uncharacterized. Gene Ontology annotation, cellular component: extrinsic component of membrane. Lineage: Eukaryota; Viridiplantae; Streptophyta; Magnoliopsida; Malvales; Malvaceae. The record is from RefSeq and is a predicted model, not a curated record. Gene Ontology annotation, biological process: protein targeting to vacuole; protein retention in Golgi apparatus.
GUUAAUUUUUUUUUUUAAAGUAACCUGACAGAAUGAAUGAUUCUUUCAAAUUUUCUUCCUCUUUUUCUCAAAUUUCACAGUGUUUUGCAUUUUAAAUUCCUUUUUUGUGAUCAGUAUCUUGUAUAGUUCAGAUUGAAGAUUCCAACAAAGAAAAAAGAAAAAAAGAAGAGGGAAGAUGUUGGAGGAUCAAGUGGCUUACCUCUUGCAGAGGUAUUUGGGGAACUACGUCAGAGGUCUCAAUAAAGAAGCUCUUAAGAUCAGUGUUUGGCAAGGAGAUGUGGAGUUAACAAACAUGCAACUGAAGCCCGAGGCACUCAAUGCAUUAAAACUGCCAGUGAAGGUCAAGGCAGGAUUUCUUGGAUCAGUUAAACUUAAGGUUCCAUGGAGUAGGCUUGGUCAGGAUCCAGUUUUGGUUUACUUGGAUCAAAUUUUUCUGUUAGCUGAACCUGCAACUUCAGUUGAAGGUUACAGUGAAGAUGCAAUCCAAGAAGCUAAGAAAAACCGAGUACAGGAAAUGGAAAUGAUGCUGGUGGAGAGGAUGCAUCAUUUGAAGUCUGAAAUGAAUAAAUCAUGGUUGGGAUCCCUUAUCAGCACAAUAAUUGGUAACUUGAAGCUCUCCAUCUCAAAUAUUCACAUCAGAUAUGAGGACCUUGAGAGCAAUCCUGGCCACCCUUUUGCAGCAGGCCUUACACUGGAGAGACUCUCAGCUGUAACAGUUGAUGACAGCGGGAAGGAGACUUUUGUUACUGGUGGUGCACUGGAUCAUAUACAGAAGUCUGUUGAACUGGACCGACUUGCUGUGUAUCUAGACUCUGAUAUAUUACCUUGGCAUAUCUAUAAGGCGUGGGAGGAUUUGCUUCCUUCUGAGUGGAUUCAGGUUUUUAGAUUUGGUACAAAAGAUGGCAGACCAGCUGAUUAUACUAUAGAAGAGCACACCUACAUCCUACAACCAGUAACUGGAAAUGCAAAGUACUUGACUCGACAAAAUGGAUCUUCUGACAGUGGAGAGCCUCUCCAAAAAGGAGCAGUGAGCUUGGAUGAUGUGACCCUUUGCUUGUCAAAGGAUGGAUACAGGGAUAUUCUUAAAUUGGCUGAGAACUUCACUGCCUUCAAUCAGAGGUUAAAAUUUGCUCAUUAUCGUCCAACCGUCUCUUUGAAGUCGGAUCCAAGGUCUUGGUGGAAGUAUGCUUAUAAAGCUGUUUCUGACCAGAUGAAGAAGGCUAGUGGUAAACUGUCGUGGGAGCAGGUUUUGAGAUAUACAAGGCUGCAGAAGAAAUAUAUAUCCCUAUAUGCAUCCCUGCUUAAAUCUGAUGUGAAUAGGCCAGUAAUUGAUGACUGUAAAGAGAUCGAGGAGCUUGAUCGUGGACUUGAUAUUGAACUUAUAUUGCAAUGGAGAAUGUUGGCACACAAGUUUGUUAAGCAGUCGAUAGAAUCAGAAAACUACUUGAAGCAGCAGAAAGCUAAAAAAUCAUGGUGGUCAUUGGGAUGGGGUAGUCAAUCUGUUAAAGAUGACAGUGAAUCAUUCAGUUUUAGUGAAGAGGACUGGGAGCGAUUAAACAAAGUUAUAGGGUACAAGGAGGAUGACGACCAUUCAAUUAUUAUUAAUGCAAAACCUGAUGUUCUUCAGACUUCUUUGGAAAUUCACAUGAAACAUAACGCUUCAAAGCUUCUAGAUGGGGCCCAUGCAUGUCUUGCUGAAUUAUCAUGUGAAGGCCUUGAUUGUUCCAUUAAGCUCUAUCCAGAGACAAAAGUAUUUGAUGUGAAAUUGGGAUCGUAUCAAUUAUCUUCUCCCAAUGGUCUUCUAGCUGAGAGUGCAACUACAUCUGAAUCUUUAGUUGGGGUCUUCUGCUACAAGCCAUUUGAUGCCAAAGUAGACUGGAGCCUGGUUGCUAAAGCUUCUCCAUGUUAUGCAACUUAUCUAAAGGAAUCCAUUGAUGAAGUUAUCAACUUUUUUGAAAGCAAUACAGCUGUCAGUCAGACAAUUGCAGUGGAAACUGCAACAGCAGUACAGAUGACAAUUGAUGGAGUCAAACGGUCUGCUCAGCAACAAGUGAACAAGGCUUUGAAGGACCAUGCUAGGUUUCUGCUAGACUUGGAUAUUGCAGCUCCUAAGAUUACGAUUCCAACUGAAUUUCGACCCAACAACAAGCAUUCAACAAAACUUCUUCUUGAUUUGGGAAAUUUGAUCAUUCGUUCACAGGAUGACUAUGCACGUGCAUCUUCUGAGGAGCUGGAUUUGUAUUUGCAGUUUGAUUUGAUUUUAAGUGAUGUAUCUGCUUUUUUGGUUGAUGGUGAUUACCAUUGGAGCCAAACCUCUCUAAAUAACUCUGCAACCUUUCAUAACGUUGAUAUUGUUAGUUUCUUGCCUGUUAUUGAAAAAUGCGGGGUAAUCUUGAAACUACAGCAGAUUCGUAUAGAGAACCCAUCAUACCCUUCAACAAGACUUGCCGUGCAGUUACCAUCAUUAGGUUUCCACUUUUCUCCCGCUCGGUACCAUAGAUUGAUGCAAGUAAUUAAAAUCUUUCAAGAGGAGGACGAUGACAGGCCAGAUGUCUUUCGUCCUUGGAACCAGGCUGACUUUGAGGGUUGGUUGUUUGUUCUUAGUAGAAAGGGUGUUGGAAACAGGGAAGCUGUAUGGAAGCGGCGAUACUUGUGCUUAGUAGGGCCUUUUCUGUAUGUACUUGAAAGUCCUGGGUCUAAGUCAUACAAGCAAUAUGUCAGCUUGAGAGGAAAACAGGCGUAUCUAGUUCCGGCAGAGUUGGCUGGUAAUAUGGAAUCUGUAUUGGCUGUUUGUGAUGCCACACUGUCAAAUAGCAAGGCUGUGGUGGAAGAUGUGAAUGCACUAAUAUUACAGUUUGAUAAUGAUGAUUCAAGGAAAACAUGGCAAAGCCGCCUGCAAGGAGCUAUAUAUCAUUCAUCAGCUUCUGCACCUUUUACUAUCUCUGAAACUUCAUCAGACUCGGAAACAGAACCCAAUGAGAAGCAUGAUGCAUUUGAUUUGCCGAUGAUAGAAAGUGUUUUUAUAACUGGUGUUCUUGAUGAGCUUAAGAUCAGUAUUAGUUAUAAUCAUCAGCAUGAGCGGAGCUUCAAUAAGGUGCUUCUUGCUGAAGAGCAUCCACUAUUUGAAUUUCGAGCAACAGGUGGUCAAGUUGAGCUUUCAAUAAAAGGGAGUGAUAUUUUUAUUGGCACUGUUCUGAAAUCUUUGGAAAUUGAAGAUUUGAUUUGCUGCAGUACUGUGUCGAAGCCUUGCUACUUGGCAAGAUCUUUUAUACGAAGUGCAGAUGUACAUUCAGUAUUGGACGAUGGUGGGAUUGAGUUGUUCCCAAGUGAAGGAGAUGAAAAAUUUUAUGAAGCCCCUGAAGAUUUGAUUGAUUCUGCUGAGUGCACAACAUCCACACCUAGAAAAUCAUCUGAGUUAGUUAGUUUGCAAAAAUUUCAGAGUUUUAGUCGAGUAACUGGUUUACUCCCUGAUGAUGAACUUCUUCUGGGAAGGGAGGAUGUUGAACUAAUUGAUACAUUAAACAGUUUUGUAAAAGCACAAAUUGUUAUUUAUGACCAGAACUCUCCUCUGUACAACAAUGUCGACAUGAAGGUCACUGUGACUCUGGCUACUUUGUCAUUUUUCUGUCGUAGACCAACAAUCCUUGCCAUUAUGGAAUUUGCUAAUGCUGUUACUAUUGAGGAUGAUAGCUGCGAGUCUAUUAGUGAUAAUUCUUCUGCAGUUGGUGUGAAACAUGAUAUUUCCAGUGAAGAUCCUACUGACAAUCCACAGUCAACCAGGGUGGAGGAGCCUGUGGUCAAAGGUCUGCUAGGAAAAGGAAAAUCCAGAAUUAUUUUCAACUUAACAUUAAAUAUGGCUCAUGCUCAGAUUUUGUUGAUGAAUGAAAAUGAAACUAAGUUCGCUACUUUGUCGCAAGAAAAUCUGCUUACUGAUAUAAAGGUGUUCCCAUCCUCUUUUAGUAUAAACGCAGCAUUAGGAAAUUUGCGAAUAAGUGAUGACAGCCUCCCUGGCAAUCAUAUGUACUUCUGGAUCUGUGAUAUGAGAGAUCCUGGAGGCACUUCAUUUGUCGAGCUGGUUUUUACUUCAUUCAACAGUGAUGAUGAAGAUUACCAAGGUUAUGAAUAUAGCCUGUUUGGCCAACUUUCUGAAGUACGCGUUGUUUACUUGAAUCGCUUUGUGCAGGAGGUUAUUAGUUACUUUAUGGGUCUUGUUCCCAACGAUUCAAAAAGUGUAGUCAAAUUUAAAGAUCAAGUUUCAAACUCGGAGAAGUGGUUCACCACUAGUGAAAUUGAAGGAUCACCAGCUUUAAGGUUGGAUAUUUCACUAAGGAAACCUAUAAUUUUGAUGCCUCGCAAGACAGACAGCCUCGAUUAUCUGAAGCUUGAUGUCGUUCAUAUUACGGUUCAGAAUACCUUCCAAUGGUUAUGUGGCACUAAAAGUGACUUGAAUGCUGUCCAUUUUGAUAUAAUGACAAUCAAGAUUGAGGAUAUCAAUUUAAAUGUUGGUACUGAAUCAGUUUUAAGUGAAAGUAUUAUUAAGGAUGUCAAAGGGGUUUCUAUUGUCAUCCGGAGGUCUCUUCGAGACUUAAUGCAUCAAGUACCAAGUAUUGAAGCUGCCAUCAAGAUAGAGGAACUGAAAGCAGAGUUGACGAACAGGGAGUACAUGAUUAUUACUGAGUGUGCAUUGUCUAAUAUAUCUGAGACUCCGCAUAUUGUGCCACCAUUAAGCAGUGAUUUUCUGAAAUCAUCAUUGGACGCUGUAGAAGAUGUUAUUCCUGAAAGUGGUGUUGAGCCUAGGACUCCAAAUGGUGAAACUUGGACUGUCAUGAAGGUCUCAGUUGUCAUCAAUCUUGUUGAAAUGGGCUUAUAUGUUGGGGAAGAAUGGCGUUCACCUCUGGCCACUGUGCAGGCAAGUGAUGCCUGGCUUCUCUACAUGUCUAAUACUUUAGACGAAGGUAUUCUAUCAGCAAGUCUUAAGGGUUUCACUGUGAUUGAUAACCGUGUGGGAACCAGAGAAGAGUUUAAGUUGGCAAUAGCAAUGCCAAAGAACCCUCUAUUUUCUGUUGCUAAUACCAAUGACCAGAACAUAUCCAAUGCAAACAAUACAAAAGAGAAUUAUAUCAAACCACGUCCUACGAUGCUUCUUGUUGAUGCGAAAUUUAGUAAAUUGUCAACAUCUGUUUCCGUUUGUAUCCAGAAGCCUCAGUUGCUUGUAGCACUUGAUUUUCUGCUGGCACUUGUCGAGUUCUUUGUUCCAACAGUUGGCACCAUGAUGACAAAUGAAGAAGAUAAGAAGUCCUUGCAUAUGGCAGAUGCUAUUAUUCUAGAUAAACCAACAUACGCACAGCCAUCUGCUCAGUUCUCACUCUCUCCUUUGAAACCUUUAGUUGCUGAUGAUGAAAAGUUCGAUCAUUUUAUUUAUGAUGGUAAUGGUGGAGUAUUGCAUUUAAAAGAUAGGGAAGGAGUUGAUCUUGCUGCACCUAGUAAUGAGGCUUUGAUAUAUGUGGGAAAUGGGAAAAAGUUGCAAUUUAAGAAUGUUCUUAUCAAGAAUGGGCAUUAUUUAGAUUCAUGUAUUUCCCUGGGAACCAACAGUGGCUACUGUGCUUCGAAGGAUGAUCUGGUCUACUUAGAGGGAGGAGAGGAAGAUCUUGAAGUGGAUACUUCAAGGGAAAUUGCUAAUCACAUCACACCUCAAAAUGCCGUUGUUGACAGAUCUGCAGAGUUUAUCAUUGAGUUUCAGGCAAUUGGUCCAGAACUGACCUUUUAUAAUGCAUCAAAAGAUGUGGGAGAAUCUUCAGUCUUGUCUAACAAACUUUUGCAUACCCAGUUGGAUGCUUUUGGAAGGCUUAUUCUGAAAGGUGAUACUGUUGAGAUGACUUCAAAUGCUCUUGGCUUGACAAUGGAGAGUAAUGGAGUCAGAAUUUUGGAGCCUUUUGACACCUCCAUUAAGUAUUCUAAUGCAUCUGGAAAGACAAAUAUUCAUUUAUCUGUUUCAGACAUAUUCAUGAAUUUUUCAUUCAGCAUCCUUAGACUGUUUUUAGCUGUUGAAGAAGAUAUUUUGGCCUUUCUAAGGAGAACGUCAAGGGAAAUGACUGUCUGUUGUUCCCAGUUCGACAGAGUUGGAACAAUUAGAAAUCCCAACAAUGACCAGAUAUAUGCCUUUUGGAGAGCUCGUGCACCUGUUGGCUUUGCUGUUCUUGGCGACUAUUUGACACCAUUGGACAAACCACCUACAAAAGGAGUUCUUGCUGUAAACACCAACUAUGUGCCAGUCAAGAGACCCACAUCCUUUAAACAAAUUUGGCCGCCUUUAGAUUCUGGAGGCAUCUCUGAUGAAUUUGAACUCGAUUCCAAAACAUUGUCAAAUGGGGUGCUUGGUGAGGGAGAAAUCUGCUGUUCUGUUUGGUUCCCUGAAGCACCUGAAGGUUAUGUUGCAUUAGGUUGUGUGGUUUCCCCUGGGAAGUUGCAACCACCACCAUCUUCAAUUUUCUGCAUCUUGAAUUCUUGUGUUUCUCCUUGUUCACUCAGGGACUGCAUUACCACCAGUGAUACCAGUCGUCUGGCAUUUUGGCGCGUGGAUAAUUCUCUUGGGACCUUCUUGCCAGCAGAACCAACGAAUCUUAGUUUGCUAGCUAGACCAUAUGAAUUACGCCAUGUAAUUAUUAUGUCUCCUGAAGUAUACCCAAAAGCAUCUAGAAGUUCAGAUAUCCAAACUGCUGUAUCUGGUCGCAUCAGCAAUCAACAGUCAGAUCAUUCAAUUGUUGUAAAUUCUGGUCGGCGGUUUGAAGCUGUUGCUAGUUUUAGGUUGGUGUGGUGGAAUAGAAAUUCAAGCUCAAGGAAGAAACUAUCCAUAUGGCGUCCAUUGGUUCCCCAAGGAAUGGUGUAUUUUGGCGAUAUUGCUGUUCAAGGGUACGAGCCUCCAAAUACAUGCAUUGUUCUUCAUGAUGCUGAAGAUGAAGAUCUUUUCAAAGCACCUUCAGGCUUCCAGCCAGUUGGACAGAUAAAGAAACAGAGAGGAAUGGAGAGUGUCUCUUUUUGGUUGCCUCAAGCCCCUCCAGGUUAUGUUUCGUUAGGUUGUAUUGCAUCUAAGGGGACACCAAAGCAACAAGAUUUUUGCACAUUAAGAUGCAUGCGGAGUGAUAUGGUAACUGGUGAUCAAUUUUUGGAAGAAAGUGUUUUGGACCCAACAGAUGCCAAGUUUGGCACAGUACCAUUUAGCAUCUGGGUUGUUGCUAAUGACUUGGGGACUUUUUUUGUCCGUGCUGGAUCCAGAAAACCUCCAAGAAGGUUUGCUCUAAAGCUAGCAGAUCCAUAUUUGCACAGUGGUUCAGAUGAUACUGUCAUUGAUGCUGAAAUAAGGACCUUUUCUGCUGCCCUUUUUGAUGACUAUGGUGGCCUGGUGGUUCCAUUGUUCAAUAUAUCAUUGAGUGGAAUCGCAUUCAGUUUACAUGGAAGACCUGAGUACUCAAAUUCUACUGUUAGCUUCUCUUUGGCUGCCAGGUCAUAUAAUGAUAAAUACGAAUCAUGGGAACCGAUUGUCGAGCCAAUGGAUGGGUUUUUAAGGUAUCAGUAUGAUCCUAGCUCCCCUGGAGCGGCUUCUCAGUUACGUUUCACCUCCACCAGGGAUCUCAACUUGAAUAUCUCAGUGUCCAAUGCUAAUAUGAUUAUUCAAGCUUAUGCAAGCUGGAAUAAUCUUGGUGAUAUUCAUCAAUAUUAUAAAAGACCAGAAGCACGUUUUCCAACCUCUGCAACAAGAUCGAUUGUUAAUAUUCACCAAAAAAGAAGUUAUUACAUCGUCCCACAGAAUAAACUUGGUCAGGAUAUUUUUGUUCGUGCCAUGGAGAGGAAAGGUUUCUCGGAUAUUACUAUGAUGCCGGCUGGUGAUACGAAGCCUAUAAAAGUUCCUGCUUCAGAAAAUAUGCCGGACUCUCACUUGAAAGGAAAGCUGUGCAGGAAAAUAAGAACAAUGAUAACAAUCAUUAUAGCAGAUGCAAUGUUACCCAGAGUUGAGGGAUUGAGUUCUCAUCAGUAUACUGUGGCUGUUCGCCUUUCUCCAAGCCAUAGCCUUCCAAGUGAAUCACUGCAUCACCAACAAAGUGCACGGACAUGUGGACGCAUCUCAAGUAACAUGUCUUCUGAUAUUGAAUUGGUUGACUGGAGUGAAAUAUUUUUCUUUAUAGUUGACUCCCCAGACUCAUAUACAGUGGAGCUAAUUGUUGCUGAUGUAGGAAAAGGUGAUGCUAUUGGAUUUUUCUCAGCUCCUCUGAAUCAGAUAGCCAUGCAUACUCCCGAUGGUUCGCAUGAUUACUCCAAUUCCUUAAUGUGGAUGGACUUAUCCUUGCCAGUUUCUACUAAUACCACUCAAGUAGAUGGGAGCAGGAAACAUUCAAGUGGGAGAUUGAGAUGUGCUGUAAUUUUGUCAUCAAAAUCUGAUGUUGAUGAGACAAGUGAGCCCUUUGUCGGUGGCAGAAAAUUCGGAUUCAUUCAGAUAAGCCCUAGCAUGGGAGGACCUUGGACUACUGUGCAACUCAACUAUGCGGCACCCACUGCUUGUUGGCGCUUAGGCAAUGAUGUUGUGGUUGGUGAAGUUAGUGUGAAGGAUGGCAACAGAUAUGUAAAUAUUAGGUCACUGGUUUCUGUGCAUAAUAACACAGAUUUCAUUCUUGAUUUAUGUCUUGUACCAAAGUCUUCCACUCAGAUUAUGGAGCAGCCUACUGAUUUAAGAAUACCUGAAGGUGCUCAACUUGAUUGUAGCAGAAUUCAGACAGAUGAGUUCUUUGAAACUGAAACUUAUGAUCCAAAUAUUGGGUGGGUGGGUUGUAAUGUUCAACUGAAUCAAGAUCAGCCCUAUUGCGGAGGCUCCCAGAAGGAAACUUUUGGUGUCAAGUUACCAUCGGGUUGGGAUUGGCUAGAUGAUUGGCAUUUGGAUACACCAUCUGCUAGUACUGCUGGUGGAUGGGUUCAUGCUCCAGAUGUAGAAAGCCUAAAAUGGCCCGGGUCUGAUGACUCCCCAAUAUCUUUGAAUUCUGCGAGGCAAAGGAAAUGGAUAAGGAAUAGGAAACAAAUAUCACUUCACACAACCAAUGAGAUACUUUUGGGCCAAUUGAAACCUGGAGAUACAGUACCUCUUCCCUUAUCUGCCUUAAAUCAGUCUAGACCAUUUGUUUUCCAGUUGCGACCUUCAGAAUUUGAUGGUUCUAACAAGUAUUCUUGGAGCUCUGUAGUUGAAAAGCCUGGUCAACGGGAGGUUUCUGAAAAAGCUAAGGGCACUUCUGGGAUAUAUGUAUCAGCUCUCACCGAGUCUGAGGAAUUGCUAUGCUGCAACCAGCUAAUUGAGACCUCUUCUAAUGCCUCUGCACAUAAACUAUGGUUUUGCUUAGGCAUACAAGCAACAGAGAUAUCAAAAGACAUACGUUCCGAUUCUAUCAUGGACUGGAGUCUUGUGGUCAAAUCCCCAUUGUCUAUCUCCAAUUAUCUUCCUCUUACUGCUGAAUAUUCUAUCCUUGAGAUGCAACCUAGUGGUCAUUUCAUUGCCUGCUCCAGAGGAAUAUUUCACCCUGGAAGAACUGUAAAUAUUUACAAUGCUGAUAUACGUAAUCCUUUGUUCUUCACACUACUUCCACAGAGAGGAUGGAUGACAUUAAAUGAAGCUGUUCUGAUAUCUCAUCCUUGUGAAAUUCCAUCCAAAUCAAUAAGCUUAAGAAGUUCAAUUUCUGGAAGGAUAGUUCAACUCAUUAUUGAGCAUAAUUCUGACAAGGAACAAACAAUUUUGUCAAAAAUAAUCAGAGUCUAUGCUCCUUACUGGUUUUCAGUUUCCAGAUGUCCGCCACUUACAUACCGGCUUGUUGAUAUGGGAGGGAAGAAACGCACAAGAAAGAUUGAGUUCCCAUUUCGUGCUAAAAAAGAAAAUACAGGAAUCAUUGAGGAAAUAACUGAUGAGGAAAUGUAUAGUGGUCACACAAUUGCCUCAUCAUUGAACUUUAAUUUGUUUGGUCUGUGUGUAGCAAUUACGGAGUCUAGCAAUGAGCACUUCGGGACCGCUAAAGAUCUUUCUCCCCUUGCGGACAUGGAUGGCUCUGUGGAUCUCUAUGCUUAUAAUGCUGAUGGAAAAUGUAUGCACCUUUUUGUUUCUGCAAAGCCCUGCCCCUAUCAAUCUGUCCCUACAAAGGUGAUUACUGUCCGGCCAUACAUGACCUUUACAAACAGACUCGGUCGGGACAUAUACAUUAAGUUAAGCAGUGAAGAUGAAUCUAAUAUUCUCCGCGCAUCUGAUACAAGAAUCUCCUUUGUACAUUGUGAGAACGAUGGGACAGAUAAACUUCAGAUAAGACUAGAAGAUACAGAUUGGUCAUUUCCUGUUCAAAUAGUGAAAGAGGAUACUAUCUCAUUGGUUUUGAGGGGACAUGGUGGUACAAGGACUUUUUUGAAUGUAGAAAUACGUGGCUAUGAAGAAGGAUCACGUUUUAUAGUUGUAUUCCGCCUUGGAUCAACCAAAGGUCCUAUCAGGAUUGAGAACAGAACCUUUGAUAGAACAAUAAGUAUUUGCCAAUCUGGAUUUGGUGAGUAUGCAUGGAUCAGUUUAGGAGCUCUUUCAACUACAAUUUUUUCCUGGGAAGAUCCAUAUGGAGAAAAGUUCAUUGAUGUUAAAAUCAAUGGAGAUUGCAAUAACCGAAUCUGGAAAGUCAAUUUGGAAAGUUUUGUGCAGUCUCCUACAGGUGAAGGAGAUCUUGGAAUGCAGUUGCAUGUUUUUGAAAUAGGUAAUAUAAAAGUUGUUAGAUUUACUGAUAAUCGGACAUGGAAGUUGAGUUCACAUGGAGAUAGGCCUCUGAUGGCUGCUGGAAAGCCACAGGUUGAUGUUACACCAAUAGAAGUCAUCAUUGAAUUGGGAGUUGUUGGGGUAUCUCUUGUGGACCACAUGCCAAGAGAGCUCUUUUACGUGUACCUUGACAGAGCCUUUAUAUCAUAUUCUACAGGCUAUGAUGGUGGAACCACCAGCAGGUUCAAGCUCAUACUGGGACAUUUGCAAAUUGACAACCAGCUUCCUUUAACUUUGAUGCCAGUGCUAUUAGCACCUGAGCAGAUGAGUGAUAUUCAUCAUCCCGUAUUUAAGACGACUAUUACAAUGCGAAAUGUGAACUCUGAUGGAAUUCAGGUGUAUCCGUAUGUCUAUAUACGGGUGACUGACAAGUCUUGGAGGCUUAAUGUUCAUGAACCGAUCAUCUGGGCAUUAGUUGAUUUCUAUAACAAUCUUCAGCUAGAUCACAUUCCCCAAAGUUCAAGCAUCACUCAAGUUGACCCAGAGAUACGUGUUGACCUGAUAGAUGUUUCGGAAUUAAGGUUGAAAGUGUCUCUGGAGACAGCACCAGCUCAGAGACCUCAAGGGGUUCUUGGUGUGUGGAGUCCUAUACUUUCUGCUAUUGGAAAUGCCUUCAAAUUUCAGGUGCAUCUGAGGAGGGUAAUACGGAAAGACAGAUUCAUGCGGAGAAGUUCCAUACUUCCUGCAAUUGGAAACCGUAUUUGGAGAGAUUUGAUUCAUAACCCUCUUCAUUUGUUAUUUUCAGUAGAUGUACUUGGUAUGACUAGUUCGACCUUGGCUUCUUUGAGUAAAGGAUUUGCUGAGCUUUCAACUGAUGGACAAUUUCUCCAAUUGCGCUCAAAGCAGGUUUCAUCAAGGAGAAUCACUGGAGUACGAGAUGGAAUUGUUCAAGGAACAGAAGCCCUUGCACAGGGUGUUGCUUUUGGGGUGUCUGGAAUUGUGAGAAAACCAGUGGAAAGUACCAGACAGGAGGGUUUUGUGGGAUUUGCUCAUGGAAUUGGUCGUGCUUUCUUAGGAUUUAUUGUUCAACCAGUCAGUGGAGCAUUAGAUUUCUUCUCAUUGACCGUUGAUGGAAUUGAAGCUAGUUGUUCCAAAUGUUUGGAGGCUUUGACUAACAAUAGCACCUUCCAGAGAAUUAGAAACCCCCGAGCUAUUCAUGCUGAUGGCAUUCUUAGAGAGUACUCUGAGAAAGAAGCUACUGGUCAGAUGGUGCUCUAUCUGGCAGAAGCAAGUCGACGUUUUGGGUGUACUGAGAUAUUUAAAGAGCCCUCUAAAUUUGCUUGCUCUGAUUAUUACGAAGAGCAUUUUAUUGUACCAUACCAAAAGAUACUUCUAGUGACCAAUAAACGAGUUAUGCUAUUGCAGUGUUCAUCUCUCGACAAGAUGGACAAAAAACCUUGCAAGAUCAUAUGGGACGUUCCAUGGGAAGAACUCAUGUCGCUGGAGUUGGCGAAAGCGGGCAGUCAUAUACCUUCUUGCUUACUCCUCCAUCUUAAGAAUUUUAGGAGAUCAGGCUUUGUUAGAGUCAUAAAAUGCAGUGUUGAAGAAGUUGAGGGAACAGAACCGCAAGCUGUUAAGAUCUGCUCGGUAGUGCGUAAGAUGUGGAGAGCACAUCAAUCUGACCCGAACAGCAUUGUGCCAAAGGUUCCUUCAAGCCAGAGGCAUCUGCAUUUAUCUUGGAGUGAGACUGAUAAGAAAGCACCACAUGCCCUGAAGAAAUCCAUCAUUAAAUCAGGAGAGCUUUCUGCAUCAAUUUCUGCAUCUGAUGGAACAAAAUUUAUUGAACACAGUGUAAACUUUCUGAAGAUCUGGAGCAGCGAGAGAGAAGUGAACGGCCGAUGUGCAUUAUGUAGAAAACAGGUCGCCGAUGAUGGUGGAGUAUGUAGCAUUUGGAGGCCCAUUUGUCCGGAAGGGUAUGUGUUCAUUGGUGACAUAGCUCGUGUCGGGAGCCAUCCUCCUAACGUUGCUGCUGUUUACCGGAAAAUUGACAAUCUAUUUGCGCUUCCUGUAGGUUAUGACCUGGUAUGGAGGAACUGUCUAGAUGAUUACACGACUCCGGUCUCGAUCUGGUCUCCACGGGCUCCUGCGGGGUUCAUCUCUCCUGGGUGUGUUGUUGUGGCAGAUUUCGCCGAGCCUGAAGCUGAUUUGGUACAUUGUGUGGCAGAAACACUUGGGGAGGAAACAACAUUUGAGGAGCAAAAAGUUUGGUUCGCACCGGAAUCAUACCCGUGGGGUUGUCAUGUGUAUCAAGUCCAAAGUGACGCUCUUCAUUUUGUUGCUCUAAGAGAAACUAAAGAAGAAUCCGGGUGGAAGCCCACCAGGGUUCGUGAUGAUUUCCAGCCUUUGCAAUCCGAGUAAAGACAGAAGGUGAUGAUGUCGAGCCAAAAACCAACAGGAGAUGUGCCAUGAUUCAUACAAUUGUUUUUCCAGGCCUCUGAGAAUAUUAGAAUCCGAUAGAUAUGUUUGAAUGGUCAAUUCUUUGAUUAUCAACCCUACUGCUCUUUCUUAUGCACGGAGUGAGAUGGAAGAAGUAAUUUUAUUUUA